AUGGAGGAGGCUCAGAGAGCGGAAGCGGCCCCGGCGGCCGCGCGGCGAGGUCUAGCCGGGCGAGCGGCACGGCGCCGCCAGGAGAGGGCGCCCGAGAGCCGGCGCGCGGGCCCAGCGGGGGCCCUUCCCUCCCCCGCCCGCUCAGGGUCCCCGCGCCGAGAGUUGGCGGGUCUUGGGGCAGCCCUGCCGCUGAGCUCAGUCAUUGGUGCCAUGCUGGACAGGGGCAGGCUGGGCAAGCAGUGGGCCAGCUCCGGCUGGAGGCUUCACGAAGGGCUUCCAAAGGGCCCGCGGCAGCCCCGUGGGGCUGGUAUAAAGCACCGUGACCGCCGGGCAGCGCCAGGGCUGGCAGGCAUCGGGGCCCAGCAGGGGGGCCCUCAAAGGUUUGCAGGCGGGCAGGCACGCAGCUUUGAGGACAGCACCCAGGGGAGCGUCUUCACCUACACCAGCAGCAGCUCCACCAGAGACCCCUUCGACGGCCCCAAUCACCACAUCGCUCGAUGGGUGUAUCAGCUCACCAGUGUCUGGAUGGUCUUUGUGGUCGUCGCCUCCAUCCUCACCAAUGGGCUCGUGCUGGCAGCCACCAUGAAGUUCAAGAAGCUGCGCCACCCUCUGAACUGGAUCCUGGUGAACUUGGCCAUCGCUGACCUGGCGGAGACGAUCAUUGCCGGCACCAUCAGCAUUGUGAACCAGAUGUACGGCUACUUUGUGCUGGGCCACCGCUUGUGCAUCGUGGAGGGCUACACUGUCUCCUUGUGUGGGAUCACCGGUCUCUGGUCCUUGGCCAUCAUUUCCUGGGAGAGGUGGAUGGUGGUCUGCAAGCCCUUUGGCAACGUGAGAUUUGAUGCCAAGCUGGCCAUCGCGGGCAUUGCCUUCUCCUGGAUCUGGGCUGCUGUGUGGGCAGCUCCACCCAUCUUUGGUUGGAGCAGGUACUGGCCCCACGGCCUGAAGACUUCGUGCGGCCCGGACGUGUUCAGCGGCAGCUCGUACCCCGGGGCGCAGUCUUACAUGAUCGUGCUCAUGACCACCUGCUGCUUCCUCCCGCUCAGCGUCAUCGUGCUCUGCUACCUGCAAGUGCGGCUGGCCAUCCGAGCGGUGGCGAAGCAGCAGAAAGAAUCCGAGUCCACCCAGAAGGCGGAGAAGGAGGUGACCCGCAUGGUGAUGGUGAUGAUCUUCGCGUACUGCCUCUGCUGGGGGCCCUACACAUUCUUUGCAUGCUUUGCCGCUGCCCACCCUGGCUAUGCCUUCCACCCUCUGGUGGCCGCCCUGCCAUCCUACUUCGCCAAAAGUGCCACUAUCUACAACCCCAUUAUCUAUGUCUUUAUGAACCGGCAGUUUCGAAGCUGCAGCUUGCAGCUUUUUGGGAAGAAGGUGGAAGACAGCUCUGAGCUCUCCAGCGUUUGCAAAGCAGAAGCUUCAUCUGUCUCUUCGAUCUCACCUGCCUGA
Messenger RNA from Balaenoptera musculus (blue whale), 1443 nucleotides. Its product is annotated as medium-wave-sensitive opsin 1-like. Gene Ontology annotation, biological process: G protein-coupled receptor signaling pathway; visual perception; phototransduction. The record is from RefSeq and is a predicted model, not a curated record. Gene Ontology annotation, cellular component: photoreceptor outer segment; membrane. Lineage: Eukaryota; Metazoa; Chordata; Mammalia; Artiodactyla; Balaenopteridae. Gene Ontology annotation, molecular function: G protein-coupled receptor activity.